AUGAGCUCUCGUCUCAAGAGUCUAGGCUUCGGUUCCAAACGAAAGAGCAGUGCCAACAUCCAAACCACCUCCAUCGCGUCACCCAACGGUUCCACCUCCACCGCUGGGACUCCUCCCCCUCCAAACGCCUCCCAGACCAGCCUGCCUCCCAUGAAUCAGCCAGGUGUGCCCGGCCGGCCUCCCAGCUAUACCUACAACAAUGUCCAGGGUCGGCCUCAAUCGCCCAUGCCACCGGGCCAGACCCAAAUGGCGCACCACCCACCCCCAAUCGACACGCGGCAAGGCUAUGUUGGCGGUGCCCCUCAACUAGGACCGCCACAACCUCCGGGAUAUGGUGGUGCAUACGGUCAAAUGGCUCCCCAGCCGGGCAUCCAGCCUAUGCAAAACCAGUUCGGUCCUGCUCGCCCCGCUGAAGUGGAAGGCGCGGCUCGGAGUAAGGCUCAGCUUAUCGUGGGCAUCGAUUUUGGCACGACCUUUUCCGGUGUGGCAUUUGCCUUCGCGACAAAUACAGAAGCCAAGGAGGACAUCAUAACGGAGUGGCCAGGCGCAGGCAACCAGACCAAGCAAAAGAUACCGACUGUCCUAUACUACGAUCAAUAUCAGAAAGUCGUCGGCUGGGGUCCCGAUAUUGCUGACGCCCUGGCUCCCACCGGCUACCCCAAGCCGGGUGUGCAAAAGGUGGAAUGGUUCAAACUACAACUGAUGCUGUCAGGCAAUACAUACAUAGACCCCAUUAACCUUCCCCCUCUGCCUCCUGGGAAAUCCGAAAUCGAUGUUGCCGCCGAUUACCUGUUCAAGUUACGACAAGCUAUGCGAGUGCAGCUGCAGAAAACCCUAGGCGAGGUCUUCAACCGCGAGGAACGUAAUAUCCGAUAUUUCUUGACCGUGCCGGCUAUUUGGAACGACGCAGGUAAGGCGGCUACCCGGGCUGCCGCCAUUCAAGCAGGAUUCAUUCGCGACGAAAACGACAACAGACUCACCCUCAUCACCGAACCCGAAGCCGCAGCCAUGUUCUGUUCCAAGACUGGACUGCUCAACCUCAAGAUCCAUGACGCCGUGCUCAUCGUUGAUUGUGGAGGUGGUACGGUUGACUUGAUCGCCUACGAGGUUGAAGAGGAAACUCCUUUCACAGUCGCCGAAUGCACAGCCGGUAGUGGCGAUUCUUGUGGCUCCACUGCUCUCAACAGGAACUUCUCCAACAUCCUGCGCGCAAAGAUACGGAAGAUGAAGCUACCUGAUGGGUCAAAGACGGCCGGCAGAGUCUACGCCAAAUGUAUCAUGGACUUUGAGAACAGAAUAAAGGCUGACUUCCGCAACAACGGCCAGAAAUGGGCAGUGGAUGUCGGCAUCGAGGCUGAAUUCCCGGAAGCCGGCAUCGAGGAAGGAUACAUGACCUUUACUAAUGAGGAAAUCCUGCAAUGCUUCGAACCGGUUGUCAAUCGUAUUCUCGAGCUCGUCCGCAACCAGAUCAUUGCCAUUCAGGCGCAGAAUCGAUCGUUACAGAAUGUCCUUGUCGUGGGGGGCUUCGGGGCUUCCGAAUAUCUCUUCCAGCAGAUCAAGCUGCAUGUUCCUCCACAAUUUCAAUCCAAAGUCGUGAGACCCAUGGACUCGGUGGCCGCCAUCGUCAAAGGCGCCGUCACUGCAGGUAUCACAGAGAAAGUCAUCACUUCGCGGGUUGCUAGAAGACACUAUCUCAUGGCGACGUUGCAACCGUUCAAAGAAGGCUACCAUCCAGAACAAUACCGCGUCCCUAGUCUUGACGGCAAGGAUCGAUGUAAAUAUACCCGGCAGAUCUUCGUGCAAAAGGGCGAAAGAGUCAAGAUUGGCGAACCGGUCAAAGUCUCGUUCUUCAGACAGGUGGCCCCAGGAGCCACUCUGAUGUACGAGGAUAUUCUCUAUGCUUGUGACGAGGAUGUUUGCCCGGAAUAUACCAAAGAUCCCCGAAUCAAGGAAGUCGUCACACUCACUUCCGAUCUGUCGAGGAAGAACCUGGAGAAGGAUUUCGAACGGAUGGACACUCCACAAGGGACGUUCUACCGUGUUUACUUUGAUAUCUACCUGACUCUUGAUGGGUCAGAAUUCAAUGCUGAAUUAGUCUGCCAAGGAGAAGUAAUGGGUAGAUGCACUGCGAGAUUCAGAUGA
Molecule: messenger RNA, 2142 nt
Organism: Capronia epimyces CBS 606.96
Lineage: Eukaryota; Fungi; Ascomycota; Eurotiomycetes; Chaetothyriales; Herpotrichiellaceae
Exons: 4
Coding region: 1-2142 (713 amino acids)
Molecular function (GO): ATP-dependent protein folding chaperone; ATP binding
Source: RefSeq, a predicted model, not a curated record